AUGAAGUGUUCAAUUUGUUUCGAUUGCUACGCGACGGAUGAAGUGGUCGUGGCGAUGCCGUGCAGCGCUUCGCACGUGUUUCACGAGCGCUGCGUGAAGGAGUGGCUGGCGCGAGACGAUUCGUGUCCGUUGUGUCGCAGUUCGUUGCCGGUGUGGCUCGGUCGGCCUCAGUAUUCGUAG
Molecule: messenger RNA, 180 nt
Organism: Ostreococcus lucimarinus CCE9901
Lineage: Eukaryota; Viridiplantae; Chlorophyta; Mamiellophyceae; Mamiellales; Bathycoccaceae
Exons: 1
Coding region: 1-180 (59 amino acids)
Source: RefSeq, a predicted model, not a curated record